This is a messenger RNA of Podarcis raffonei (Aeolian wall lizard), 3441 nucleotides long. It is a transcript of the gene HLCS, whose product is annotated as holocarboxylase synthetase. Gene Ontology annotation, cellular component: cytoplasm. The transcript has 11 exons. Lineage: Eukaryota; Metazoa; Chordata; Lepidosauria; Squamata; Lacertidae. The record is from RefSeq and is a predicted model, not a curated record. Gene Ontology annotation, molecular function: biotin--[biotin carboxyl-carrier protein] ligase activity. Bases 107 to 2848 code for a protein of 913 amino acids. Gene Ontology annotation, biological process: protein modification process.
GCUUCCCCCGCCACUCCCCGCACCCUCUCCGCAGCCGCUGAGGUACGGAUGGGGGCGGGCGCGUCGGUUGGCGGUUGGAGCCCCUCAGGCGCGUCGCCCGCGCGCCAUGCUGAUCACGCUCUGCUACUUGUACUUCUGGGCGCGCUGGGGGGCCUCUUCGGCGGGGCUCAUCCGCCGCACGGUGCGCAGGCUGUACAGGACCCGCUGCUCCUUCACCUUCUCUACCUCCUCCUCUUCCUCCAGCCCCGGCUGCCCUCGCCAAACUCCGCAGCACCGGCAAGCUGCCCACCAUCCGCUUCGCAAGCCGGGGCCCCGGCGCCCCCCGGAGGAGGAGAGAGUCUGCCUGAGGGUGGGGGACAAGGUGUUCUUCACGGACGAGACCCAGUCUGUUGAUGAUUUAAACAAAUGGACGUUGCUUAUUGUAUCGCCUUUUCAUUAUUUGGAUAAAAUAUUGGAAACAGAACGUAUCACAUUUCUAACUGAAAGUAUUUCCAUUCAAGCAGGCAGUUCUCAAGCUGUAAAUUGCUCAACAGAAAAGAUUGUGAAGUGGUCAGACUAUUGUUCACCUUUGGCCUUCAGACCUGGAGAACCUUACAUAUUAUUUGCUGAAACAAGCAUAGAUAACUUCAGUAGCCUUGGGAUAGCAUUCAUGGAAAAUAGACUCCAAAUGGAUAAUGGAAUGAAGCCUCAAAAAAUUGUGUCUGUUCACUUACAGAAGUCAGCACUGGAAGAGUUAGAACAACUGGCUCCAAAUACCCAAAAAGAGGGAAAUACUAAUAAGAUGCCACUUGGUGAACUGACUCAAGGGUCUACUUUUGAGACUGAUGCUAAACCAGAAGAGGAAGCUCUUGAUUGUGCAGCAGGUGGUGAUCAAGAAAUGCAGAAAUCAGCACGUAAAUUGCAGAAAGUAAAUGAACAUCCUGAACAACUUGAGCAAAUAUCUGAAAAGGAAACGGGAACUGGUGAACAUCACCACCUUCAUCUUUCCAGCUGUCAUGAGUGCUUGGAACUGGAGAAUAGCACAAUUGAGUCAGUUAAGUUUGCCUCUGCAGAAAACAUUCCAGAUCUUCCUGAUGAUUAUAGUGGCAAUUCCGAAGAUGUUAGUGAUAAUCUGGCAGGAAACCUGAAAAGGGUAAACCUUACUGGGAAGCCUCCUAAUAUUUUAAUUUACGUUGGUUCUGACCCUGGAAAAGUGAAGUUUGAGGAAAUAAAAUCACUCAUCAUGGAAUGUGUAGAUGUUAAUGCUUAUACAGUCUACCAGUUGUUAGAGAAUCAAGUUAUGAGCGUUCCAUGGCUUGACAAUGCAUUGCUGUUGAUUGUUGCUGCAUCACACCCCAUUUCAGAUGAUGUGUCCAAACAAUUUCUUGCUUUUAUGUCAAAAGGUGGGAAGAUUUUGGGACUUGCUUCUUCUUUCACUUUUGGUGGAAUACAGCUAAAAAGUAAAGAUGAACUGAUGGGCAAAAUACAGGACUUCGUGUUUUCAACAGCAAAGAGCAAAGAGGUUAGACUAAAUAUUCUAGCUAGUGGGAAAGUUUUCGAGAGAGAAACUACAGAAGAAUUAAGCCCCAUGAAGCUACUAGGUUACUUGGAGAGUCCAGAUAAAGAUAUGGUGAUUGUCCAUCUACCCUAUGGAAAUUGUGGUGGAGAAGCCAUUCUUUGUCAGGCACAUUUGGAAGUGAAUGUCAAGGGUUUGUCUACUCAAACAAAGGAUGACUUCAAUUUGCUCAAAAUAAGCAAUGCCAAAAGAUAUGAUGUUCUUACCGAAAUCCUGACGCUACUUCAUUUGAGCUGUGAUUUAAGUGAAGUUCCCCAAUUAACUCCUAUUUCCUUGCUCUCAUCUGAUAAGGAUGUCCAUGGUUUAUUUUUGGGGUGGCUUGAAAGAAAUGUGAAUGCAGAAGGAUUAAUCAGAUCCAACAUGGUGUCCCUCAAGUUUGUAUCAUCUUGCAUCAAAGGAACAGAAGUAACACCCUCGCUCAUGCCGGUAGUUACUGAGAUGGAAGCUUUCUCAUCCGAACAUUUCAGUUUUGAGAGAUACAGGCAAAAUCUACAUACAAAGAAGCUUGGGAAAGUAGUUCUGUUUGCUGAAGUUACAUCAACCACCAUGAAUCUUCUUGAUGGGUUGAUGUACAAGGUGCCACAGGAAAUAGGUCUGAUUGCGAUUGCGGUUCAACAAACUCAAGGGAAAGGCCGUGGUGGGAAUGCUUGGCUGAGUCCUGUGGGAGCUGCUUUAUCAACUCUACAUAUCACCAUUCCUUUAUCUUCUGAACUGGGACGAAGAAUUCCUUUUAUUCAGCAUUUGGUUUCUCUAGCAGUUGUAGAGUCUGUUAGAUCCAUACCUGGAUACCAGGAUAUUGAGCUUCGAGUGAAAUGGCCAAACGAUAUUUACUACAGUGACCUUAUGAAGCUGGGUGGCGUUUUAGUGAAUUCCACACUAACAGGAGAUACAUUCCACAUUCUUAUUGGCUGUGGAUUUAAUGUGAAUAACAGCAACCCCACUAUAUGCAUCAAUGAUCUCAUUAUGGAGCACAAUAAGACAAAGAAUACAGAAUUAAAGCCCUUAAGUGCAGAUUACCUGAUUGCAAGAAGUGUGACAGUGCUGGAAAGUCUGAUCAACACCUUUCAAGAGAAAGGACCUAAUGGAGUUCUUCCCAUGUACUAUAAGUACUGGGUACACAGUGGUAAACAAGUACGGCUUGGAAGUGAUGAAGGGCCUUUAGCGUGGAUCGUUGGAAUCGAUGAUUCCGGAUACCUUCAAGUUCAUGAGGAAGGCAAAGAUGUAGUAACCGUGCACCCAGAUGGCAAUACUUUUGAUAUGCUGAAAAACCUGAUAAUUCCAAAACAGCAGUAGUUUUUGAAUGUGGUGAAACAGCUUCUCUCUCAGACCAUUUUCUAGAGUUUGGCUGGAGGCUGUCAAACUAGAAGUAUCUAAUCUGAAGAAUUGAAACACUGUAUACCAAGGAAAACAUUGAAUUUUGAGUCAUUUAAUUUUCCUGGGCUCUUGGCCCAGUGACCUGGGAUUUAGUGGCUUUUCAUGUUUGUUUGUUUGUUUUCCUUUCAGUCUCCAUGCAGAUGUGAAGGAAACCUUAUGGUCAGCAUGAAAAGCUCUAGCUUCCAAUUUUUGGCAUGGAACACUCAAGUAGAAUUAGCUCCAUAAAUCUGUGUUAUCCUGUUACUACAGAUUCUUCACGCUUGCACUUACAGUAUACCUUUACAUCCAGUGCUCAUAUUACUUUGUAUCUAUAGGAAGGAAUGCAUUUUGCUGUAGAAUAUUUCCUAUAUUAAAAUGAUAUAAUAAGUUUGGUUUACCAAUGCCCCAGUUUAGUAUGGUGUUUUGUUUUUAAGUUGUGGAUGAACAGCUAUAUGCAAAAUGAAGUUAUAUUAUUCAUUUUGAACAUCUGUUUUAGAGUAUGCCAUAAAAUUAUUUAAAGAAUUUUACCCCUC